Messenger RNA from Ananas comosus (pineapple), 1684 nucleotides. RefSeq lists its product as uncharacterized. The record is from RefSeq and is a predicted model, not a curated record. Bases 56 to 1324 code for a protein of 422 amino acids. Lineage: Eukaryota; Viridiplantae; Streptophyta; Magnoliopsida; Poales; Bromeliaceae. Gene Ontology annotation, cellular component: chloroplast. The transcript is spliced from 12 exons.
CGCGCCGCUCCGUUACUGGGAGUGAGAAUAUCGGGGGCGGAAGUGGAGUUCGGGGAUGUCGCGGGGAACGGAUAAGAUGGUGAAGGCGGCGAAGCAGUUCGCGGAAGUGCACUACAAGGUUUUCACCGCCCGCUACGGCCAACAGAUCAUCGACCUGCUCGAGCUCCCCAUCAAGCUCGUGCUCUCCCCCUUCACCCUCGCCUACGACCUCGUCGGCUCCGCCCCGCGCGGCUUCGGCGUCCCCGAGCUCGCCUCCCGCGUCUCCUUCUCCGCCAUCUUCCUCGUGGCGACUCUGGGCACGUAUGAUAUCGCGCUGGAGCUGGGAAAGAAGGUGCUGUGCCAAAGGAAUUGCCAAACCUGCAAUGGUUGGCAAGCAUUACGGUGUACUAUGUGCAAGGGUACGGGACAAGUGAAUUAUCAAGUGAAAAACUACACCCCGAAAAGUGGAGAGAGACCAACAGCUGAGCGUGUUGCAGAGGCUAUUUUGGAGAAUCGUGCUGAGCUGGUCCAUCUUCCUUCUACUGUUGAUCUUUCUGUGCCAUUGCCUUCCAAAGAAUGUCCAAACUGUGAUGGAUCUGGUGUAAUGGGUUGCCCCGAGUGCAAACAUCGAUUGCAAGUUAGAAUUUCUGCAGAUGAUAUUAUGGAGCCUCCUUGGAAAGCAUAUAAUGUUUUGAGGAAGAUGGACUAUCCUUAUGAGAACAUUGUCAAUAGCAUGAGGGACCCAAAAGUUGCUGCUUUUUGGUUGAUAACCUUACCACAGGUUCUGGGGGGUUUUAAUUAUGAUGAUGAUGUCAAGCAAAAGAUUUGGUGGGCCUACAAGGAAUCUAUGCGCUAUGAUCAGCUACGAGAUGUGGUUGCAAAGCGAAAACCUGGUUGGGAGCACCUCCAAGACGCUCUUAUAUCUUUAGAUCCUGUUCGUGCUAGGGAUGACCCUGUUAUCGUGAAAAACAUUCCCUACUACAAGGCAAAGAAAGCACUGGAGGGGGAAGUCAUGAAGCUUGAUGUACCUCCUCGACCUCUCAAUUGGGGUGAGUUGGACCUUCCACUAAAUGCAUCUUCAUGGACUGAGGAAGACCUGAAAGAUCCAAAGAAAUUGCUGGAGAUGACAACUCUUCUUAAUGCCCAAAGAGAAUUUGCUGACAAGAUAUUGGACUCUCAGUGGGAAGCCAAAUGGCGACAAGACAAGUUGAAUGAUCUAUUGAAGGAGAAGGUACAACCAUACAUCCAGAACAUUGAUAAAGGAGAUCUUCCUACACCUAUACUCAUAAAGUCAAAUGCUCAAGAAAACAAGAAGCCCAAACGGCGAAGAUGGUGGUUCUUCUGAAAAAUUGGCUGGUGUCGUAAAUACAGUUCGGCAUGGAGUGCUCCACAUGAAAGAGGUAGGUACAUAGCAGAAAAUUUUGUGCUUUUUGAUGUCACUCUUGCAGCUCUCAACGAAAGUACUGUUACUCUUAUGCAACUUAAUUUAAUUCGAGUAAUGCGGCAUCUGAUACAUUAUUUUCUUAUGUUUUUCCCCCUUGAGAGCAGUAAAACUUCCUUGCUAAAAAUUAUUAUUGCAUUUCACCUGUCUUUUUGUCAAUCAUAUGAAACUUGUAUUAUGAGGAUACGUCAAUUUCAAGCGCCUCAUUUUCCACCCUGCUAAGAUUGUUUACUAACUAGUCAUUACAAAUGAUCUUUUCUCAAA